Messenger RNA from Macrobrachium nipponense, 810 nucleotides. RefSeq names its product protein FAM200B-like. Bases 1 to 810 code for a protein of 269 amino acids. Lineage: Eukaryota; Metazoa; Arthropoda; Malacostraca; Decapoda; Palaemonidae. The transcript has a single exon. The record is from RefSeq and is a predicted model, not a curated record.
AUGAUUGGAUCUCGCACUGGAUUUGUAAAGCUGGUGAAAGAAAAAAAUCCUGCUGUAACUGGAACUCAUUGUGUUAUCCACAGACAAUCAUUAGCAAGCAAAACUCUGCCACGUAAUCUACUGAAUUUGGCAAUAAAAGCGGUGAAUUUUGUCAAGCAUAGCUCUUUGAAAUUUAGGCUUUUCGCAGCUCUUUGCUCAGAUCUGGGCACUGAUUACAAGACUCUCCUGUUUCACAAGGAAGGCCGCUGGCUUUCCAAGGGACACAUGCUGAGUCAUCUUUACGAGCUCAAGGAUGAAGUGGAAAUUUUCUUGCAGAAGCAGAAACAAGACAAACUGUAUGAAGCAUUCAGAGAGGAAGACUUUCAGCUUUCACUAGCAUACCUUGUGGACUUUUUUGAGGCUAUCAACAACCUCAAUUUGAAGUUACAAGGAAGAAACACAAACAUCAUUGCACACUCUGAUGCAAUUAGAGCUUUCACCGAAAAAAUUCAUCUUUGGAAACGAAAAGUACAAGAUGGGAACUUUUCAUCGUUCUCACAUCUGAAUGAGCUUUUAUCUGAGAAGAGAAAACUUGAGCAGUAUGACUUGACAAAAGAGGUUUUAUCACAUCUCGAUUCCCUUGUUGAGGAAUUUAUGCACUAUUUUCCAGAUGUCACAAUGGAGAAUUCUCUUUGGACAUUGGUGCAGAAUCCAUUUAACACUGAUGUGGAGUUGUUACUGGAAUCACUGCAGAAGGAAGCCAUCGAUUUGAAAUGUGACUCGACCGCGAAAAGGGACUUUCAAACAAUGAAUUAUAAGAGUUUUGGGUGA